AUGAAAGAGGAUCAGAGAGGUCUCGUCUUUGGGAAUGGGAAGAGAAGUGUUGUUGCCAUCGAUGGGGGAAUAUAUGAAAAUUAUCCUCAAUACAGGGCUUAUUUGCAAGAUUCAGUCAUAGAGCUGCUAGGAACAGAAAAGUCAAACAAUGUGGUGAUAGAGCAUACUAAAGAUGGAUCUGGAAUAGGAGCUGCUUAUUUCUUUUUGGGUAUAAUAUAUUAUUUAUUUGAUUUGCAACCAACCAGGGAAUUGGUAGAGGCAGGGAAGGACAUAGAAAGUGCUUAUUGGGAAUUGGUUGUGAAGGACAUACAGGAUACUUGCAAACUUCUGGAGCCAAUUUACAAUGAAACAGAUGGGGAAGAUGGACAUGUAUCUCUUGCAGUUUCCCCAAAGCUAGCAAAUGACACCAAGGGGACAAUUGAGGCAGCAAAAUGGCUUCAUAAUAUGGUUGGAAGUCCGUGUGUUUACAUGAAAAUUCCUGCCACUGAUGAAUCCAUCUCUUCCAUGAAGGAGGUCAUUUCUCUGGGGAUAAGUGUAAAUGCCACUCUCAUAUUCUGCCUCCCUAAAUAUGAAGCAGUGAUUGAUGCUUACUUGGAUGGCCUUGAGUCUUGUGGCAUGACUCAUCUCUCUAAGGUUUCAAGUGCAGCAGCAUUCUACAUCAGUAGAGUGGAUGUUACACUUGACAAGAAACUUGAGCAAAUUGGUACUACUGAGGCUCUUGAUCUCAAAGGAAAGGGUGCGGUUGCUCAAGCAGUCUUAGCAUACCAACUUUACCAGAAAAAAUUUUCUGGUCCAAGAUGGGAACGCUUGGAGAAUAGAGGUGCCAAGAAGCAGAGGUUGAUGUGGGCUUCAACAAAUGUGAAAAAUCCAUCUUACCCUGACACAUUUUAUGUUAAUUCUCUUAUUGGACCAGAUACAAUUUCAACCUUACCAGUACAAGCUCUUCAAGCAUUCAUGGACCAUGGUAUUCUUUCAAGAACGCUUGAUGCAAAAGUAUCAGAGGCUCAAGACAUUUACAAUGCAAUUGAGAAGUUGGGGAUUGAUUGGAGUUCUGUUGGAUCAGAACUGGAACAUGAGGUGCUGGAUUCUUUCACAAAAAGCUUUGACAAUGUGCUUGAAUGCAUGCAAAAGAAGGCUAUGAACAUAUAUUCAUUUCAAAAGCACGUUUAAAAGACUAUGAACAUA
Molecule: messenger RNA, 1185 nt
Organism: Glycine soja
Lineage: Eukaryota; Viridiplantae; Streptophyta; Magnoliopsida; Fabales; Fabaceae
Product: transaldolase-like
Exons: 5
Coding region: 1-1170 (389 amino acids)
Biological process (GO): pentose-phosphate shunt; carbohydrate metabolic process
Cellular component (GO): cytoplasm; intracellular anatomical structure
Molecular function (GO): transaldolase activity; phosphotransferase activity, alcohol group as acceptor; ATP binding
Source: RefSeq, a predicted model, not a curated record